This is a messenger RNA of Phalaenopsis equestris, 1540 nucleotides long. RefSeq names its product hydroquinone glucosyltransferase-like. Gene Ontology annotation, molecular function: UDP-glycosyltransferase activity. Lineage: Eukaryota; Viridiplantae; Streptophyta; Magnoliopsida; Asparagales; Orchidaceae. The record is from RefSeq and is a predicted model, not a curated record.
AAGCACACAUUUUUCUGAGAAAAAAUCCACACCGAGGCCCCCAUACGCUUUCUGCACGGAACAGAACAAGGCCGGCUGCCGGCCAUGGCGGAUACCCCCCCAUCUCCCCACAUCGUCGUCGUCUCAAGCCCUGGCAUCGGCCACGUCACCCCUCUCGCCGAGCUGACGAAGCUUCUCGUUCUCCGCCACCACUUUACCGCCACUAUCGUCACCUUCUCCGACCUCCCCACCUGCUCUCUCCCCUCUUCCAUCUCCACCCUCCAACUCCCCCUCCUUCCCCCCCACAGCCUCCCUCCCCACACCCACUUCGUCACCCGCAUAUGCCUCGCCAUGACUCACUCCAUCCCUUUUCUGCGCGAAAUCCUCAUCUCUGUUACACGAACCACCCGCCUCGCUGCCGUCUUCUUCGACCUCUUCGGAAUCUACUUCCUUUCCAUGGGAAAGAGCGGCAUUCCGACCUACCUUCUUAUAACCUCCAACCUCUUCUACCUCUCCUUCAUGCUCCACCUCCCAGCUCUCGCAGCCACCACCACCGCCGGGGAGUUCAGAGACCUGCCGGAGCCAUUGAAUCUCCCAGGCUGUGUUCCCUUGAAAGGUAAGGAUUUUCUGGAGCCCUUACAGGAGAGGAACAGCGAGGUUUGUGCUGGGGUGAUUCAUCGAGCAAGGCACUUUGAUCUUUUCGAUGGAAUUCUAGUGAACAGCUUCGAAGCUCUGGAACCCGGCGCCGCCAUGUUUCUGAAAAAUAGGGGUGGUGGAACACCUCCGGUUUGGCCUAUCGGACCGCUUAUAUGGUCUGAUUCAAAUGUGGGUUCUGAAAAGCCGUCACAUGAAUGCAUUGAAUGGUUGGAUAAACAGUCCAGCGGGUCUGUCGUUUUCCUCUGUUUUGGCAGUGGUGGUGCUCUCUCAUGGCAGCAGACAAGAGAGCUUGCCAUUGGAUUGGAGAUGAGCGGGCAGAGAUUCCUGUGGGUGGUGCGUGGGGUGAGCGACAUUGGUUCAAGUGAUAGUUUUCUUAACCCAAAUCAUGGAGAAGAUGAAGAUGAUGAUCCAUUGAGGUUUCUGCCCAAAGGAUUUGUAGAGAGGAUAAAGGGGAGGGGGAUGGUGGUGAGAUCAUGGGCGCCACAACGAGAGGUGUUGAGUCAUUUUGCGGUCGGUGGGUUUGUGUCGCACUGUGGGUGGAACUCCACACUAGAGAGCUUGAUGAAUGGUGUGCCAAUGGCGGCAUGGCCUCUUUACUCGGAGCAGAGGAUGAAUGCAGUAUUGCUUGUGGAUGGGGUGAAGGUGGCACUGAGGGUGAAUGUAGGGGAAGAUGGAACGGUGGGGAGGGAGGAGAUAGCGAAGGUGGUGAAGAUGUUGAUGGAAGGUGAGGAAGGGAAGGUGGUGAGACAGAAGAUGAGGGAGAUGAAGACAGAGGCAGCUAUUGCUGAGGGGAAGCAGGGAUCUUCUCACAAUGCAUUGAAGGAGGUGGUCAGUAUUUUAAAGGAUUCAGAUUCUGCCAAACCUAAGUGAUUCUAUUUAUGAGUGUGGAAAUUCAAUUGAUGAA